Molecule: messenger RNA, 3293 nt
Organism: Salmo salar (Atlantic salmon)
Lineage: Eukaryota; Metazoa; Chordata; Actinopteri; Salmoniformes; Salmonidae
Source: RefSeq, a predicted model, not a curated record
CGGGAAAAUCUGCACAAGAAGAUGCGCAGGGCUCGAGACAGAUAUUGAAGCGCAUGAGUUGUGGAGUCGUUUUCUAUAGUCUAGCUACUUUACUUGCACAUUCUUGUAACUUAAAGUCGUUUGUUGCGGUUAGAGUUCAGUGUCGAUUGAACAGACAGGACUGUUAUGUGAGGCAAGGCCGCAACAGUUGGGUUUUGGAGGAUUGCUGGAGAAGCGAGGGGAAAUGUCCUGGUGGUCGUGCGGCAUGCAGAGUGACGAUGGAGACGGGAUGCUGUGUGUUGACACAGACUCUGAUGUGGCGGAACAGCGGGAGAGUUGUAAAGUUAAAGUGAAGUGGACUCAUGAGGAGGAUGAUAAUCUAAAGAUCCUGGUGCACAACUUUGGAAAAAGUGACUGGAAAACUAUCGUCAGCUUCCUACCAGGACGUACAGAGUACCAAUGUAUGCACCGCUAUAUGAAGGCUCUGGAUCCAGAUAUAAUCAAGGGUACUUGUACCAAGGAGGAGGAUGACAAGGUCAUUGAGCUGGUGAGUAAAUAUGGGACCAAGCACCUGAAGGGCCGCCUGGGGAAGCAGUGCAGGGAGCGCUGGCACAACCACCUCAAUCCAGACGUGAAGAAGUCCUCAUGGACCCCAGAGGAGGACCUGAUCAUCUACAAAGCCCACUGCGUCCUGGGGAACCGCUGGGCUGAGAUUGUCAAACUGCUACCUGGAAGGACUGACAAUGCCGUGAAAAACCACUGGAACUCAACCAUCAAACGUAAAGUAGAGAUGGGAGCAUAUGUUAUGGACAAUGACGGGAGCCCACUACUACCCACUACUCUGGAGCAGGGCGAGGUCAGCCCUGUGAAUUCUUCACAUACUAACAAGCACCAUGGUUCAACUAACCCAUCACCCAUUACUUUGGAACAGGGAGAGGUGGAUUUCCGUUUUGAUGUUGUUUUAGACUCGGAGCCUGAACCUCCAGAGGUGAUGAGGCAAUAUAGAGAGGCUAUGGCCCUCACUCAAAAAAUUAGGCCAAAAAAGGACUCUCACCUAGCCAGGCCAAAGAUGGUGGUGUCUCCACCUGUCUCAGCCAAGAGGGACUCCAACAGCCCCUGCUCUAGCGGUGUCCCCACAACCCACCAGUCGCGUCAGAAGAGCAUCACAGAAGCCGUACUGCGAAUGAUAUCAGAGGACAUGCUUCCCCUCAGCUUCGUCGAGGGAUCAGGCUUCAGGAGGUUCAUGUCUGUGAUCGGCCCCCAGUAUCAGAGGCUGUCCCAGCGUGCCGUGGGCCUCCGGCUGUACGAUGAUGUGGAGAAGGCCAUCAAGCCCCAUCUGAUCCGCAACCUGAAGACCUGCCUGGCGGCCAGCGCAGGAAAUUCUGUGAUCCACGCCACCCUGGACCUUUGGGCCAGCCCCUAUGCCGACCCCAUUGUCGCCGUGCAGCUGCACUUCUUGGCUGACGACUGGCACAUCCACCGGCCCACCGUGGCCUUCCGCCACAUCGGCCACAAGAACUUGAACGUGGCCGUGGCUCGGGAGCUGGAGGCUGUUCUGCUGAGUUACGGCCUGUUUCCCAACAACCUGGGUUACAUCAUCACCAACGAGGCCAAGCACACCAUUGCUGCCUAUGACCUCUUCUGCGACUAUAGGAUCAUGUGCUCGUCUCAGCGAGGCGACCCAAACGAGGAGGAGAUGCUGGCCUUCCUGGGCGACCAGAUGCCCACAGAGGACUUCUCAGAGAUCCAGUUUGGCACCCGUGUGGGCUGCAUUGCCAACAUGCUGCAGCUGGUGAUCAAGGAGGCUCUGAAAAAGUCUCGUGUUGUGGAGAACCUGCUGUCACAGGUGCACAACGUGGUGGCCUUCUUCCACCGCAGCGCCUACUGGAACGAGGUGUUGCUGAAGGAGUGUGGCAUGUCAUUGACCCCCUCACCCGACAGUGGUCACUGGAAUUCCACCUUUGUGUCGAUGCGGCGGAUGGUGCUGGAGGUGGUGUGGGGCUCGGUCAUGACCCUGCUUUCUCAGGCCUGCAUUGAAGCCAAGGACUUGUCCAGCUCCCCGCCAAUGGUGAGGGCCAAGCGAGAGCAGGUGGUGGACAUCAUCGGCCUGCUGGAGCCCUUCGAGGAGGCCAUCCAGGUGCUGCAGAGCGACGCUGUCACCUUCUCCCUCAUCAUCCCCUCUCUGAUCGGCCUGGACAGGACCUUGGAGACCCGCCCCACCAACUACAGCCACUUCUCCAAGGGGCUCCGAUCUGGCCUGCACACACACUUCCAGCCCCUCAUCCUGCAGAGGGACCUGAUCCUUGUCACGGUGCUGGACCCCCGCAUUAAGCUCCAGCCCUUCGACAACGCCAAGCAGGAGGGGGACACCUCCACACUGGCCGCCCCCUCCAAGUUUCAGGUCCGAACGCUGGUUGAGGCGUCGGUCACCGACAUGGAUUCCUGGAACCCAUUUGUGAAGCAGAAAGAGGGUGAAGACAGCCAGGAGGACUCUGAGGCCUCCAGCUCUAACAGUUGCAGCGUCAACCUCAAGCGCAAGUCCAUCUUCAGUUUCCUCCAGCCUGCGGCCAAGACCAUAAAGCUGUCUGAACUGGACCAGUACUUAUCAGAGCCUGUGCUGCAUGGGGACUGCUCUACCCAGGUCUUUUGGAGAGAUGCCUCACGGUUUCCCCAGCUCCAGAGGACAGCCAGGAGGCUGCUGGCUGUGCCAGCCACAUCAGGGGGCUUUGACCGGCUUUUCCCCAUGGCGUCCUGCAUCGUCAGGGCCAAGAGGAGCCGGCUGCCCCCUCACACCACCGAGAGGCUGCUGCUCUACAGGGAGUCACUGAAGGGGGAAGACAUCCAAUUCCAAUGGCUUCACUUAACAGUUAUAGACAUGCUGAACAAAUCAAAUCAAAGUUUAUUUGUCACGUGUGCUGAAUACAACAGGUGUAGACCUUACACUGAAAUGCUUACUUACAGGCUCUAACCAAUAGUGCAAAAAAUGUAUUUGGUGAACAAUCGGUAGGUAAACAGUGCCUUCUACAUCUCAUUAUCAGUCCUGUUUGUGCAGGAUCUCUUACCGUAAUGUUUUUUUAUAUUUAACCUUUACUUAACUAGGCAAGUCAGUUAACUUCUAUGUGCUACGUGGCCACCUGCGGCACACAGCCAGUGAAAUAUCAGGGCGGCAAAUUCAAAAUGUCAUAAUUCAACUUUCUCAAACAUACAACUAUUUUACACCAUUUUAAAGAUGCACUUCUCCUUGACGUAACCACAUUGUCCGAUUUCAAAAAGGCUUUACAGCGAAAGCAAAACAUUAGAUUAUGUUAGGAGAG